Brassica napus (rape) is the source of this 810-nucleotide messenger RNA. RefSeq lists its product as uncharacterized. The record is from RefSeq and is a predicted model, not a curated record. The transcript is spliced from 5 exons. The coding region runs from base 162 to 572 and encodes 136 amino acids. Lineage: Eukaryota; Viridiplantae; Streptophyta; Magnoliopsida; Brassicales; Brassicaceae.
UUCAGGCGAUUUGAUAUAGAAACCGACCGGUUUGAUUAAAAGAGCGCUUUAGUUUAUUGAAUGACGGAAAUACCCUUGGGAUAUAAACGAAGUAUCAGCUUCGGCGAUACUUUCGGGAUAGAACGACGACGGAGAGUGGAGGCGGAGUAAGAGAGCGAGAGAUGAUACCGCAGCAAUGGACGCCGCCGUGUGGGAGUCAAUGCACGCACAAGUACGCAGCUCUUACGCAGAUUCCAUGGAGAGUGUUCUGCAAGAAGGGAUGUGAUGCCGAUAGUGACUCAUGGGAAGAUUGUGUAUCAGACUGCAGUGAGAUAUGCUACAAAGACCCUGUGCUAAAAGACCGACAAUGGAGUGCAUAUAUAGAUCGUUCUCCUGGAGCUGCCAGCUACUCUGAGGAAUGCUUUCACGCGUGUGUCGCAGGCUGUGGUUACAAGUUUGAAGUUGGAUCUGAGGAAGUCGAUAAGGUGAAACCAAAAAGACCACCGCCACCACCACCAAAGCCACAGCCACCACCAAGAGCUAAAGGACCAAAGCAGCCACCUAGUGAGGAGGUUCCUGGAACUUCUGCUUGACAUCAAAAGCUUUGGAACUAACUUCUUAAAACUCCUCAAUUUUUUUUGGUAAUCUAACUUGUGAGGGAGUAUCACUGUUCAGAGUAGCAAAUUUCAAGGCAGGUGCUCCAUUUUCUCGAUAGUUUUUGACAAUUUGUAGUGGAGAGUGUGUUAGUGGGACUUGUCCCAUGGAUGGACCUUGUGACGUUUUUAGUCCAUAAGGCAAAUCAAUGAACAGAUAUUGAUAUUGUGGUUUGCA